CUUUUAAAAAUCCUCGCUGGAGUUUAUGCCUUUAAUAAGUCAUAGUGUUUAGAAACCAAAGGCACAGUCAAGAUCAAUAUGAAGCCUUUCAGUUUAUUGUUAAAUUUCCAGUGUUUAAGAAUCCGAUUUUCACAGAAUGUCUGCAUUUGGUAGUUUCAAGAAAUUAGAGUUGGAGCACAUUGCCUCCACUCGUUCCAGUUUGUCACUGGACUCGCAGGCCGUGGAGCAGCUGCGCCAUCAGUGGUACGAUUACUUUUCAAGCCUGCCCAAGACUCCUUUUGAAUUGCAAUUGGCCAAAGCUCGAGCGGAUCGAGCCCUUGAGCUGGUCAAGAGCAAGCAAAAGACAGCCUUGGAACAGGUCCACUCCACUCCGAAAAGCGUCCGCCGUCCCCUCACAGCUCUACACACUUCGCCACGUACCACCAGUCGGAUGAAGGAAGUCGAGAGACGAAUGCAGCAAUCCAAAUUUGAAGAGCCAAGAUCGCAGUACAAUCUCUGUCCCAAAUGUGGUCUUGUCAAAGACUCAAUUUUUAAUCAUAGGCACGCCGAGGAGCGACUCAAGAAGCUAUUGGAACAACAUCCCAGUCUUGUUCCAAUGGGAUUGAGAAGACCAAGGCAUUUGCGUCUACUAUAGCUAAGAAAGUGUUUGGUUUGGAUUUCCUUAAGACAAGGCAGCAUUCUAGGUGUACUUGAGCUCAUGUUAUCGUCAAAUAUAUUAAAUUAGUGUACUUAAAG
Drosophila rhopaloa is the source of this 735-nucleotide messenger RNA. RefSeq lists its product as uncharacterized. The transcript has a single exon. The record is from RefSeq and is a predicted model, not a curated record. NCBI's taxonomy places the organism in Eukaryota, Metazoa, Arthropoda, Insecta, Diptera, Drosophilidae. The coding region runs from base 137 to 634 and encodes 165 amino acids.